UAAGCAUAUUCCUGUGAUCUGGCAAGAGUGUGCACCGUGUUGGCCUCCUUCUGGUGCCCUAUUGUUUUCCAUACAGCACCUUGUUUACAAGAACCUCGGUCAAAGUGAAUUCCCAGCACUGGAAGUUAUCUUGUCUUUGGUGCAGGACUUGUGUAUGCUUUUUCUUACUGCAAUUUGCAGCACCUCGCUUCAUACUCUUCCAUUUGCAGCAUGUCCUUGAGUCUGUUUUCAUAUGUGAAUGGUGGUAAACUUUAAGGGCUGCCUGGAAGUUGAUAGCUAUACCAGACUGAAUAGCUGAAUUCCACGUUCUCUAGUUUAAUAACUGAAGUUAUCAGCUCCCCUCUCCCAUGAUUUUCUAUUUUGUACAUACAUUGUUUUGUAUAUACUGUAUAUGAUGACUUCGGUGGGCAGUGAACGUACCCGGGGCACUCGGGACAAAACACAGAUUUCAACCACACAGCCAACACAACCACAGAAACAAGUAGUACAGGCAACAGCAGAACAGAUUCGCCUCGCUCAGAUGAUCUAUGAUAAGAAUGAUGCAGAUUUUGAAGAUAAAGUGAAACAACUUAUGGAAGUGACGGGGAAGAACCAGGAUGAAUGCAUAGUGGCGCUACAUGAUUGUAAUGGGGAUGUGAAUAGAGCAAUCAACAUACUGCUGGAAGGAAGCUCAGACACAACUUCAUGGGAGACUGUAGGGGGAAAGAAGAAAAGCCUUGGAAAAGAGAGUUCAGAAAACAAAGAGAACAGAGAAAAGCGAGGGGACAGAGAAGUGAGCCGUGGACGGGGAAGCUCCAACAGACGGGGAAGAGGAGGCAGCCGUGGCCGAGAAUUUCGAGUAGAAGAGAAUGGAGUGGACAACAGUCAAGGGGAGAGGCCUUCAGACCGUGGGAAGCGUGGCCGUGGGAGAGGGUUUGGACGCGGUAGAGGGCGAGGAGCUGGGAGAUUUUCAGCCCAAGGCAUGGGGACAUUUAACCCUGCAGACUACACGGAGACGUCUGCCACAGAUGGCUUUGGGCCAAAACCAGAAGUUUGGGAGACUGGUCAGAAUGAUGCAGAUGAUGGAACUGAGCCAGCCCAGAGUGGACAUUAUCUUGCUCAGGACCUGCCAAAUAAUUGUGGACUCCAAGGAGCAUGGAAGAAUUCGAUAGAAGAAUGGACGGCAGAAGACUGGAAUGAAGAUCUUUCUGAAACAAAGGUCUUCACUGCAUCUUCUGUUCCAGCUGAGAAUCACAUCACUCCUGGGCAAAGCAUUGACCUAGUAACGUUACUUCAGAAACCUGUGACUUCUAGCCAAGAAACAGAAGGCAACUCUUUCGAGUCUCCCCAACAGCAGAGCUUUGGCCAAGCCCUAGUCUUCACGAAUUCCCAACACAACACCCAGAUGGCAUCAGGAACUGGCAAUUCCAGUGCUGUCAACUCCUAUUCUCCUCAGAGUCUGUCUUCAGUUCUCUGUUCUGGGUUUGGAGAACUUGGAUCCUCUAAAUUAGCAAACUCCACUGGAUCUCCGCUCUUGGACCAGUUGAAGUCUCCAGGUUUGGGUCAGUUCACCUCUCCGAGCUCUCAGCAAAACAGCAGUAGCUCCACUGCCACCACCGCUACCACCACAUCAUCCUGGGAUCUAAAACCCCCUAUUAGCCAAUCCUCUGUCCUCAGUCAGUUUGACUUUAAAUCCCAGCCUGAACCAUCCCCAGUUCUCAGCCAGCUGACCCAACGACAGCAACAGCAGACACAGGCAGUCCCUGUUCCUCCUCCUGGAUUGGAGUCCUUCUCCUCCCAAGUAAAACUCCGAGAGCCAUCACCAGUAGACAGUUCUAUGGCUGCAAGCAAAAUGCUGCAGCUCCCCAGCAUGUCUAUGGAUAACCAGGCAGUGUCUGCCCAUCAAACGCAGCAGAAACAGAUCAAACCACCGAAACGGAGGAUACCCCCAGCUUCUAAGAUCCCUGCCUCUGCAGUGGAAAUGCCUGGAUCGGCUGAUGUGACGGGGUUAAAUGUUCAGUUUGGAGCUCUGGAGUUUGGGUCAGAGCCUUCUCUCCCAGAGUUUGGGUCGGCCCCAAGCAAUGAGAAUAUUAGCCAGGUGCCCAGCAACAGCUUGUACUCGAAACCUGUAAAUGAUCCUUUGAAUACCUCUUUGCCAAUAUCCAAUACAGUACAGGAGUCCACCUACACAACCUCUGCCAUCACUUCUUCCAGUCUGACCUGCUCAUCCCAGAGCACUAGCCCCGUAACAACAACUUCCUCCUAUGACCAGACUUCUGUGCAUAGCAGGAUAGCAUACCAAAGCUCCAUGGCUCCAUCGGACUCAACCCCUGUUGCAGUCACGAAUGGGCACAGUGGUGUUCGAACACAGCCAACUCUUGACACUACUUCAUCAGUUCCAACGUCUAAGACAGAAACCUCUCCCUCGCUACCUACUGCGGGGUCUCUGCCUAGCACGGCGUCCUCCACUGCUUCGCUUCUGCCUUCAGCUCCACAGCACACAGCAACGUUACCCAGCUUGCCCCAGUCCAGUGACUUGGCCAGCAGCUCACUCUCCCAGUUAAGCAGUUCCCUCUCCAAUCAUCAGAGCAGCCUCUCCUCUGCUGCAGCGCUGUCUGCGAGCACCUCACAUGCGCACACCAGUGUGGAGAGCACAGCUUCACUCCAGCCCUCAACAACCUUUUCAACUGCUUCAACCUCAGCCACUAGCACCACAUCCUCAGUUGUCAGCAUGGCAAGCAGUAUGAACACUACAAACAGCCUUGGCCUGAGCGUUACCAGUGUGUCUAUGCCAGCUGCUUCUACACGGGCAGCUCCCUUAGUGUCUUCAGGCAAAGCUCCCCCCAACCUGCCCCAAGGUGUACCACCCUUGUUGCAUAACCAGUAUAUUGUGGGACCUGGAGGACUCCUGCCUGCCUACCCACAGAUCUAUGGUUAUGACGAUCUUCAGAUGCUCCAAUCCAGGCUGCCAAUGGAUUAUUAUGGAAUUACAUUCCCUGCUCCUGCAACCUUGACAGGCAGAGAUGGGAGCCUUGCUAACAACCCAUACUCAGGUGAUGUAACAAAAUUUGGCCGCGGGGAUUCUGCCUCCCCUGCUCCCGCUACCACCCUGGCCCAGCCGCAGCAGAAUCAGACGCAGACGCACCAUACCACUCAGCAGCCCUUCCUAAACCCUACGCUGCCCCCAGGAUACAGCUACACGGGGUUACCAUAUUACGCCGGCGUGCCAGGAGUACCCAGUGCAUUCCAGUAUGGGCCCACCAUGUUUGUACCUCCAGCAUCAGCCAAGCAGCAUGGCGUCAAUUUGAACACCGCUUCCACCCCGUUUCAGCAGGCAAGUGGUUAUGGACAACAUGGUUAUGGAGCAGGCUAUGAUGACUUAACGCAGGGAACGGCGGCUGGAGACUACAGCAAAGGAGGCUACAGUGGGUCAUCUCAAGCACAAAACAAAUCUGCUGGCACUGGACCUGGGAAAGGUGUUUCUGUGACCUCAAGUAACACAGGUGUGCCUGAUAUCAGUGGCUCAGUCUAUAACAAGACUCAGACGUUUGACAAGCAGGGAUUCCAUGCCGGCACACCGCCUCCUUUCAGCCUGCCAUCUGCUCUUGGAUCCACUGGGCCAUUGAACCCUGGUGCUGCCCCAGGUUAUGCUCCAGCCCCGUUCCUGCAUAUCCUGCCUGCACAUCAGCAGCCUCAUUCCCAGAUGCUGCAUCACCACCUUCAGCAAGAUGGGCAGGGUGGAUCUGGCCAGCGCAAUCAGCCAAGCACCAUGCAGCAAAAGUCUCAGGCUACCAAAACCGCCUAUGGCACUUCUCCAUACUGGACAAACUAAAAACGAAACAAGGAAGGGGGGGAGGCAGGGGGAGACUGAAAGAAGAAAAAGCCGAUGCCCAUUCCUGGAACUAUUAGGAGAAAAAGUAACU
Messenger RNA from Terrapene triunguis (Three-toed box turtle), 3902 nucleotides. It is a transcript of the gene UBAP2, whose product is annotated as ubiquitin associated protein 2. Gene Ontology annotation, molecular function: protein binding. The transcript is spliced from 29 exons. Gene Ontology annotation, cellular component: nucleus; cytoplasm. NCBI's taxonomy places the organism in Eukaryota, Metazoa, Chordata, Testudines, Emydidae. The record is from RefSeq and is a predicted model, not a curated record. Bases 392 to 3811 code for a protein of 1139 amino acids.